Fragaria vesca subsp. vesca is the source of this 901-nucleotide messenger RNA. RefSeq lists its product as uncharacterized. The transcript is spliced from 3 exons. Lineage: Eukaryota; Viridiplantae; Streptophyta; Magnoliopsida; Rosales; Rosaceae. The record is from RefSeq and is a predicted model, not a curated record. The coding region runs from base 137 to 574 and encodes 145 amino acids.
CCCAUUUCCAUUUUAAGCUGUGGAAAAUGAGAAAGACCUUAAAAAUCCUUACUUUCUGGAUUGGCUCAUAUGUUUACAAUUUUGUGCUGAAUGAUUUUGGUGAUCAUGCCAGUAAGUUGAAGAUUAUUAAAAAAUAAUGCUGCUUCCGUGGAAUAAAAUGGGAUUCUCACCGCUGGUUUGGGUUUGUGUAGCUUUGUUAUCAAGGUUUAUGAUGUUAUGGAUUUUAUUAUAUGUUGAGUUUCAUUAUUAUGUCUACUGGGUUUCAAGAGUUUGUUACUCAAUGCUGUAUUUUUCUGUCUUAAAAUCUUGUAGACGACAGUUUGACCUUGCGAAUAGAGAAGCAAUGGAUGAAUCAGCCGAGUGGAGGCUGAAAUAUGAUGUAGAAGCAGAAAGAUCUACCAAGUGUAUGAACGAACUCAAACAGAUAAAGGGAUCUCUGGAGGAGGAUGGAAAUGCUACUAAUAUCAACCUGAAAUUGGUGAUGCAACAAAAGGAAAAUGUUGCCUUGGCUGAACAAAUUGAAGCCUUGAAACAAGAGCUUGAGACUGAAAAGCUGAAGUGCCGGUUGCAAUAGUAUCUGAUCAUGAUCAAUAUAGUGCAACUUCUAUACACAUCAAGAAACUAUUUCCAGAGCUAGCACAAUCUCCAUUUUGCAAGGUUACUGCUUCCACUGGAUAUGGGAGAGGGAGAAUAUUUGGAUUAGAUUUCCUGGAAACUGAGUUGUCUUCAUAAAUAUACAAUGAUUGAUCUUGUUUUCUUUUUGUUCUUUUCCCCUCAUCUUAUCACGAUAAAUUAAGUCAUAGUUUCGUGUAGUUCUAACUUUACUAUGUAACUAAUGCUUAUUUGUGUAAUAAAUUAUGUAAAUCUCAUAUUUGAUUAAGGGUAAAAUGUAUAGACAAAG